CUGUUUCUUAGGCGACGCGAUCCGCGGCCAAUGCAACGCAUCCUCGUCGGGUAUAGUUCGUUACACCUCUUCUUCUGCCUCCUCUGCCCUUGGUCGUCCGUGGACCCACGCGCUGAAGUAGAGGACGAAGAAGACGCAGGAACCGGAUUUUGGUUUAAACUUUCCCUCCUCAAGAAUAAGGGAGGCAGAACGGGAAGCGAGAUAUGUGCUACCCCUGCCCAUACCCCUUCAGCAUCAUACAGCAGCCCCAGCUGCUGCUCGCUGAUGGAUUUCUUUCUCAAUCUCUUUCUCAAUCUCUUCGUGUCAUCCCGAUUACUCGACCGUGAGCCGGUGGAGCUGCCAUGACGACCACCACCGGUAUAAGUGCCUGUAGUUGUGAUAGUAACUGCGUAUGAUUCUCAGCCGCCGGUCUUGGUACCUAGUCAGCAGAAUGAGGAGCCAUGCGGGCAAAUACGGC
Messenger RNA from Pseudomassariella vexata, 457 nucleotides. RefSeq lists its product as uncharacterized. The coding region runs from base 31 to 345 and encodes 104 amino acids. The record is from RefSeq and is a predicted model, not a curated record. Lineage: Eukaryota; Fungi; Ascomycota; Sordariomycetes; Amphisphaeriales; Pseudomassariaceae. The transcript has a single exon.